CCGCCGCCGAAAAAAAUGCCCACGGCGCACACCUCUAGUGCCACUGCAAUCCAUCCAUCCAUCCAUCUUGACAACCAAAACGAUCCAGUCGUAUCCAAUCCAGAUGAGGAAUGGCGGCACAAAAAGCUGUUGAUCGGUGUCAUUGGGAUCCCCGCGCAUGAAUUUGCCUCCGUGCAUAUGGGGAUGGCACGGAUGGAAGCGAGAGAAGGUAACGUACCCAUAGAAGACGGAAAGAAGAAGAAGAAAACGAAAGGUGGCUACACGUGUUGUGUGGUGGGAUGUGGAAACAACAGCUCACGGAACAAAAAUGUGUCUUAUCAUUCAUUUCCGAAGAACAAGCGUCAAAGGAGAGAAUGGAUAAGAAGAAUUCGGAGGCAGGGUGCACAAAAGUAUAAACUUUGGCAACCUACUGCUAACCAUAGGAUAUGCGGUGCUCAUUUUAACCGUUGUGGUCGUCGGGGAUACUUAGACGAACUUCCCACCAUUUUUCCACAUCGCAACUUUGAGGACAAGCAACUUCCAAAGUCGAAAACAGCACCAAGUAGAGUCAACUCAAUGCGAGGCCCAUCACCAACACGGAUGUACUUCCAAAGUGACCUCUGUGUGGCUGCCUUCGUAACUGUCCCUGAAGAGAGAGAAGGUGACACACAAGAACGAGUGACUGAUGUUGCCGAGACUUGCGAUGACAGUGAUGAUGUGUCCAGUGACUUUGCUUAUCCUGACCAUUCUUACGUGGCCUGCGAGCCAGACCCAAUUCUAACAAUGCUCUCCCAAGGUCAAGCAGGAGAGCUUGCAGUGUCCUGCUUGAAUCUCAAAAAUGAAAACAAGAAACUGGAAGUGAGCAACGCGUGCUUACUAGCAGAGAUAGUCAAACUCAAGGAUGACCUUCUCCAUCAAAAGGUUAAAUGCAUGGAGCUCGAGUGGAAGCAAACUUCUAAAACCAUUGCAUUGUCCAAAUUCAGUGCACAAGCAGUCAUGGAAAAUGAAGCGCUGUUGUGUUUCUACACUGGUUUUGAGACAUCAGACCGAUUUAGCAAUUUUGUGAAGUUUGCUCUGGACAACUACAACGAAACCAAGGCAGCACAUGGGAGGCCCGUCUCACUUCUUCCUCGUGAUCAAAUUUUCAUGAUGCUCUGCAGGUUACGGCUUGGCCUUCUGGAACAGGACCUCUCCUAUCGCUUUAAUGUUGGUGCUUCUACAAUCAGCCGUGUAUUCAACUUCUGGGUAGACUUACUUUGUAAGAAAUUUGGAGAAAAUGUGUCUCAGGUGUUCUGUACAAGUGCUCCUGUACUGCUCGAAUGUGAUGACAUGAAAGAGACUUGGGAGAAUGAUGCACAGAGUGAUAAUCAUCAUUCCAGUAAGAAGCCUUUGAGGGCUACAGGCUUGGUUGGUAUCAGCUCAACAGGCAUAAUUUCCUUUGUCGAAGUCUCGUCUCCAGAGUUUAAGACAAAUGGCAAGAAAAAUGUUGUGAAGUCGCUGCCAACUCGGGAUCACACAGCAGACGAAUUUAUCAUUCCUGACAACGUGGACGACCACCGGCAAAGUGUUGCUCCCCUGUUGGAGAGAACACUAGAGUCAGUGGACAGUGGGCUGUUAGGGUACAAGAAAGUUGUUAACCUGAGGGCUCAUGUUGAAAAAGCAGUGAGAGAAGUUAGAAAUUUCAAGAUCUUGAAGUUGCCAUUUGCUGAUGCAACAAGGGUGAGACUGUGGAAAGUGUGCUGCUACCUUUUAAAUUUUACACGGGACAGACUUUUCGAAAUACAGUAGUUCUAAGAAUCUGACAUCAUCAUCAGCCUGUGUUGCCGUUUCCAUUGUAUUCCACUGGUUGUGCUCAUGGACACUUGUCACUUACUGUACAGAAGUAUCAUUCGUUGCUUCUUCACCGCUCCAUAUUUCCGCAUGCAACUUGUGUUCUAUGCAUAGUUCUUUGCUUGUCAAAUAGACCUGAUAUAUCUCAUUAUCAUAUAUUGUAUUACAUACAGCAGACUCAUUAAUUUAAAAUCCAGGUGACCCAGAUUUUUGUUUGAAUUGUCUAUAAUUUGAAUGACCAGAAAGACGUCUAAAUAUGUAUAUGUUGCAAGACAAGAUUACGGUUACAGCGGUAGCUCCAAACAUACAAAGUACAUCUUUUAACCUUUAAAAGAAACGUAUCUAUGAUUGGCUAUUUAGUUAAUACAUGAGUCCUCAAAACAAAAUCUUCAAUGCUAGCCAAAGUAAGCAGUUCCUCAGGUUACUCUUUUUUUUAGCAAACAGACACAUCCAGAGGCGAGCAAUGUUUGCAAAGGCCGGUGCCUUGAGAGGUGGCGUUAGCAACACACACCCGUCGUUUUCUGCUGGUAGGACCAUUUUAAGCUUGAACGAAAAGUUUGAAUCGGGCAAAUGCUCUAUUUGAAUUAAGCAACUUUUCAAUACAAUGAAACUAUAGCGAGCUAAACAAAAAUUUAAGUCUAUUUGAGUUAGCCAAAAGUAUGAAAUACCAUAUAUGACUUUGAAUUAACGAGUCUACUGUUCUUGUUUACAGCUGUGUAGUAUGACAUACCUGCUCUGCUGAAUUAUAAAUCUUUCUGUUUACUGCCCUUCGUCAUAUGCUCUCGUUUUCCCUUGUCUCAUCUCUUUCCCACACAAUUUCUGUAUAUAUUGUGCUUCCAUAGAUGAGUAAAAUAUUUGCUGGUACGA
This is a messenger RNA of Ornithodoros turicata, 2676 nucleotides long. RefSeq lists its product as uncharacterized. Lineage: Eukaryota; Metazoa; Arthropoda; Arachnida; Ixodida; Argasidae. Bases 16 to 1767 code for a protein of 583 amino acids. The record is from RefSeq and is a predicted model, not a curated record. The transcript has 4 exons.